GAUGUGAUGAUUUGCAAAACUACAUAUACAGUUUUUACACAUUUUGUGUACAUUCAAUACUAACAUCCAAGUUGUAUCGUAUUACCAUGUUAAUUUCGACAGUUUUUGUAAGUAAUUGUACCUUUAGCAUAAGUUUAUAGUCACGUACGUUGAUAGCGACCAUGUAGAAAAUUUAUAUGUAAAAUGUUACUUCUUAUUGAGACUACUAGAGGGCGCUGUAGCAUUUGCCAUAUAAAAUUGUCAAAGACUGCACCGAUCGCUAGCGUCAACUGUCAUAUUAAGAUCAUGGUAGAGGUACUGAAAACAACAGUUAACUGGUUUUAUUUGCAAGAAACAAUGCUUUUGUGCAUGGUAAUAAUUGUCGUUUAUUGUUCAAACGGGACUGACAUAACGAUAAUGCCAGCGGAAUUUAAAACAGAUGAACCGAAAAUUGCAAGUGACAAUUUUCUAGCUAAAAUAAAUCAAGUAUACGUUAAAGCAAACAAAAGUAUUAUCCUUAAGCGUCGAACGGUUUUAAUAGUGGGAAUCGAAGAGCCUACAUCAUCUUUGAGAGCUAAACCAAUGAAAAAAAAGGAGAAACACACCAUCAACUCCCUUUUGUAUCAAGAAUAUAAUGACAAGAAUGAGCUGCUUAAUAGCUUUUUGAUGCGCAAUUUGAAAGACGUGUCAAUAUUCUUCAAAGAAUUUCUUGAGACAGAUAUAUGUUAUGGUGAAUGUGAAGCCUCAGAUGACGUUGUAACUGCAAGACACGCAGGUUAACCAAGAGCCUUAAAUUUUGUUAUA
Molecule: messenger RNA, 783 nt
Organism: Hyposmocoma kahamanoa
Lineage: Eukaryota; Metazoa; Arthropoda; Insecta; Lepidoptera; Cosmopterigidae
Exons: 3
Coding region: 184-759 (191 amino acids)
Source: RefSeq, a predicted model, not a curated record